Molecule: messenger RNA, 1584 nt
Organism: Aspergillus pseudotamarii
Lineage: Eukaryota; Fungi; Ascomycota; Eurotiomycetes; Eurotiales; Aspergillaceae
Product: transcription factor domain-containing protein
Exons: 4
Coding region: 1-1584 (527 amino acids)
Biological process (GO): regulation of DNA-templated transcription; DNA-templated transcription
Molecular function (GO): DNA binding; DNA-binding transcription factor activity, RNA polymerase II-specific; zinc ion binding
Source: RefSeq, a predicted model, not a curated record
AUGGAAUUGAAUAAUCAAACGAGGAAGGCAUGCGAUCUAUGCUACACUCGCAAGAUCAAGUGCGAUGGACAGAAACCUCGCUGCUCAAAUUGCAUCAACUAUGCCACGGACUGCACGCAUACAGCACUGAGCCGGAAGUCAAAGCCCAGAGCACGACAUACAGUGCAUGUUGAAGCUCAACACACUGACGAGGAGGACGAUCUUACAACCAGCCCAAUGAAACUACCUCCACUACACCUAGCCAUGGCCAUGGUUGGAAUAUACCUUAACACUUGGAAUUCGGUCCUGCCGCUCUUCCAUGCCGACACGCUGUUGCGUCUAGUCGGUGAAUGCUAUGCCCGUCAACCCCGACAACGCGACCCAGUAGUAUGGGCUGCCAUCAACGUCGUAUUUGCCCUGGCUUGCCAACAGGUUCCAGACGGCGCCAGUGAUGGCCGCUCCGAGUACCAGACCGAUCAAACAACAGAGUAUCUCAACAAGGCACAAUCCAUGAUCUCGACUGUGAUGCUUGGUGAGACCCAUCUCCUUAACAUACAGGUCCUGGUAGGCAUGGUGAUGGUGCUCCAAACUGCACACGACCUGACCCCAUCCUUGAUUCUAAUAUCGGCAACGAUGCGUCUCGUACAUAAGUUAGGCCUGCACAACCAUGCAGCAUCAACACAUCUGGAGCCUGUGCAAAGGAGACAGCAUGCCCGCGUCUUUUGGCUCGCAUACAUUCUCGACAAAGAUUUAAGCCUGCGUACCCAACAGCCUUCGGUUCAACUCGAUGACGAUAUUGACGUGGAAUUACCAUCUUCUUUGCCGACGACUAAUGACGAUAAUGACAACACUGCUGGUAUCAUCGUUACGGCGGACGGAAAUGCCCGCAUGAAUUAUUUUCUGGCUCGCGUCAAGCUCGCCCAUAUUGAGGGUCGUGUAUAUGACUCUCUCUACUCAACACGAGCAGUAAAUCGAAGCUUCGAAGAACGACGCAAUGCAAAGGAGAGCAUUGUUAGCGCACUCGAUGAAUGGAGAGCUUCCAUACCUCCCGAAUUUAGCGCCGGUGUCGUCACAUCGAACACCAGGAAUAAACCGGGGAAUAAUGGUUUUUUCUGUGUGCUACACUCAACCAGUCUCCAAUGCAUGGCGCUUGUUAGCCGGGCUCACGCUUGGGAUGGACAAUGGGUGAGUGGUGUUCGCAACCAUAGCCGAGGAACCCAGAUAUUGCAGCUACCACCAGCUUGGGAGAUAAUAGUCCAUCAGGCCAGAGGUUACAUGCUCUUAUUUCGAGAGGUUUGGUCAGGAGAUGCCUGGUUUUGCUGGCUGACUUCAUGCCCUUAUACAACCGCUAUGGUGCUGUUGACAGCCAACGCUCUGUACAAUCCGUGGCAUGAUAAGAUCCAGUCAGAUAUGGAGCUGAUGGAUUCAGCCCUUCUUUGGCUCAAUGAGGCCAUGAGGGAACAUCAAUCGGAAGAGACCCAAGCGCUUUGGGACACUUGUGUUGAGGCCGUCCGAACGGUGAAGCAGAAGCUUGCUGAAAACAUCACAACGCCCCUGGGGUAUUAUUGGUUGCUCAGUCGUCCAGACAGUCUAGAGCCAUUCUAA